This is a messenger RNA of Ictalurus furcatus (blue catfish), 6336 nucleotides long. RefSeq names its product DEAH (Asp-Glu-Ala-His) box polypeptide 33 (gene dhx33). The transcript is spliced from 12 exons. The record is from RefSeq and is a predicted model, not a curated record. Gene Ontology annotation, biological process: positive regulation of transcription by RNA polymerase I. NCBI's taxonomy places the organism in Eukaryota, Metazoa, Chordata, Actinopteri, Siluriformes, Ictaluridae. Gene Ontology annotation, molecular function: ATP binding; RNA binding. Bases 151 to 2193 code for a protein of 680 amino acids. Gene Ontology annotation, cellular component: nucleolus; intracellular anatomical structure.
GAGGCGAUUUCCUUUAAGAUUAGAUAAACAACCGCAGUGGCGAAGGUUUUCUUAAUUAAUUUUUUACACCUUAAAACUUGCUAGUUUGCCUGUUUUGGUAUUGAGUCGGAGUAGGACGGGUUAAUAUCGUCUCGACGCUUCUUCCGGAUCAUGCCCCACGACCCCGAUCCUCCUCCGGCCAAGAAAUUUAAGCCGGGCUCCCCUUUUUUCCCUACAAACAAAAAGCCUGGAAUGCUGCUGCCAAAGAAGGGAAAUGCGCCCAGUACAAUAGACGUGCAAAGAAAACAGCUUCCUAUUUAUCAGGCCAAAUCUCAGCUCAUCGACCAGCUCAGACAGCUGCACAAUGCUGUGUUAAUCGGAGAGACAGGCUCUGGAAAAACCACACAGAUCCCUCAGUACCUCUAUGAAGCUGGUAUCGGUCGGCAGGGCAUCAUUGCGGUCACUCAGCCUCGACGUGUGGCUGCUAUCUCGCUGGCGGGACGAGUGGCAGAGGAAAAGAGAACUCAACUUGGAAAACUGGUGGGCUACACGGUACGAUUCGAGGACGUGACCUCCCCGGAAACCAAGCUGAAGUUCAUGACUGAUGGCAUGCUGCUCAGAGAGGCGAUCGGAGACCCGCUGCUUUUGCGCUACACGGUUGUGAUCCUGGACGAAGCUCACGAGCGCACUGUUCACACCGACGUCCUCUUUGGAGUGGUCAAGUCCGCCCAGCGCAAACGCAAAGAGCAGAAUAAGAUCCCUCUAAAGGUCAUUGUGAUGUCUGCCACCAUGGAUGUAGACCUGUUCUCUCAGUAUUUUAAUAAGGCUCCUGUGCUGUACUUGGAGGGUCGACAGCACCCGAUUCAGAUCUAUUACACCAAGCAGCCGCAGUCCGAUUACCUACACGCAGCGCUGGUCUCCAUCUUUCAGAUUCACCAGGAAACUCCUCCAUCCCAUGACAUCUUGGUGUUUAUGACGGGUCAGGAGGAGAUCGAAGCCCUGGCUCGUACGUGUCGGGACAUCGCCAAACACCUGCCUGAAACCUGCGGGCUCAUGAUUGUGAUCCCUCUGUACGCAUCACUUCCUCCUGCCCAGCAGCUCAGGGUCUUUCAGCCUGCACCUAAGGGUUGCAGAAAAGUCAUCCUCUCAACCAACAUCGCAGAGACGUCUAUAACUAUUUCUGGAAUUAAAUACGUCAUUGACACAGGAAUGGUGAAGGCCAAGCGCUAUAACCCAGACAGCGGUCUGGAGGUGUUGGCCGUGCAGCGGGUGUCCAAAGCGCAGGCCUGGCAGCGGGCAGGCAGGGCAGGGAGAGAAGACUCUGGCUCCUGUUACCGCCUCUACACCGAAAAUGAGUUCGACAACCUAGCAAACAUGACUGUACCUGAAAUACAACGGUGUAAUCUGGCUGGUGUAAUGCUGCAGCUGCUGGCUUUGGGUGUUCCUGAUGUGUUCAACUUUGACUUCAUGUCCAAGCCGUCACCUGAGUCGAUGCGAAUGGCAGGGGAGCAGCUGGAUCUCCUCGGAGCUGUGGAGAGGAAGGACGAUCGGGUUUCGCUCACUCCUCUGGGCAAAAAGAUGGCCUGCUUUCCCUUGGAACCUCGAUUUGCUAAAACCAUCCUGAUCUCUCCAGACUUCUCCUGUACCGAAGAGGUUCUGACCAUUAUCUCUCUGCUCUCCGUGGACUCUGUGCUCUACAACCCUCCUGCCCGCCGAGACGAGGUGCUUGCCGUACGCAGAAAAUUCAUCUCCAGUGAAGGAGACCACGUGACCUUGCUGAACAUCUACAGGGCCUUCAAGAAAGUCAGUGGAAAUAGGGAGUGGUGUAGGGAGAACUUUGUAAACAGCCGAAACAUGGGUCUGGUUGCUGAAGUCCGAGCCCAGCUGAGAGACAUUUGCAUUAAGCUGGGACUGAAGCUAGAAUCCUCGCUGUCUGAACUGGCUAAUGUGCGGCGCUGCCUGGCCCACGGCAUGUUCGCCAACGCCGCUGAGCUACAGCCAGAUGGCACCUAUGUGGCUCUGGACACCCACCAGACCGUUGCGAUCCACCCGUCUUCCGUCCUGUUCCAGGCCAAGCCGGCCUACGUGGUGUUCAACGAGCUCCUGCAUACAUCACGCUGCUACAUGAGGGACCUGUGUCUGGUGGACGCCGACUGGUUACAGGAAGCAGCGCCGGAGUAUUUUCGGCGUAAACUCCACACGGCAAAGAGCUAGUACACCUCAGGGCUUCUAGUGGUGCUUUUAUCAAGUUUAACAGCAAAGUGCAUGAAUGUCCGGACCAUUUUGGAAGGGAUAGCAGUAGUACAUCAAUGUGGCUGGGCUUGAAGAUGUUUCGCCACUCGUCUGAGAGGCUUUGUAUAGUUUUGUUCUGCUGACGUUAUAAGUGAGAACAUUGGACAGGGUCUCGUGGGAAUUCUCAAUGAUUCCCCUUAAUGAAGCCUCUCAGAGGACUGGCAAAAUGUUUUGAAGAUAUCUGAAGUCCUGAUGUAUUCAACUACAUGUUGACUUUGAUUCCACUCGUAGGCGACUUUGUUUUCUCUUCUGAAGCCCAAACGCUGGAUGCUAGAUAAGGCAAUGCCGAAAGUACUCGCCUUUUAAAGAGUAGAAACCAUGGACCGUUGAUUGAGUGUUUAGGAAUGACUUUCCUAAACGAGUGUCUUGUUCUUUGUACAAAUGACACAUUUUGCACACCCUCCAAUAGCUUUUGAAUAAUUUGCAUACUCCAGUGGUUUGAUACUGGAAGCUUUUUUUUUUUUUUUUUUUUUAAACCUGUUUCUACAGCCAGUUUAGUUGGAUGCAUAUUUAGGUGAGCUUACCUUGUUAUGAAUGCUUGCAUGUUUUCCUUUAACUACGUGAGAGCCUCGGCUCAUGACGCACCUCUCGAGUGGCCGUACUGUUUCUGGAACUAGUUUGUUUACCUGUUUUGAACUAGUUUGUUUACCACCUGAUCUCUAUGAAUACAAAUUGUGUUAAUGAGCAGGGGCCUACGUGGUGACUUGAUGCUUGGCGUGUAACCACGGCCUUAAUUCUACGUCUCAUAUUAUCAACACCCAGUUUCAGGCCGUUUUAAACUUUUGUUUUUAUACUGAAUCAAUUAUAUGGGCAUUUAUUAUUAAUGGUACCUGAAACACCAAUGGCUGUUUCUAGCUGAUUAAUGGCGCAAAUGUAAAAUUGAGUAUUUCGAGAUGCAGUUGCUUUGUACACUUUAUAGAAAAUGACCGUGUAAUAUGCAUAUGUUGUUAUUUUGGUUGGAAAGAAAUGAUUGCUUGGUGUCUGAGAAAAUUACUUAAGCUGUAAAGCCCGUGUUCUACUGGAGGUGUAAAGGUCAGGCUUCCACACGAUAUGAUUUUGAUUUAUAAGGCAACAAUUCUAUAUGCCAUCAGAUUUGCUACAAGUCAAUUUAAUAUCCUCAGAUCGAUAUGUGAUCAGCUUUGUUCAGGAUCUGGGGUAAGCAUGUUGUUAAUUCGUGAAUGAUGAGGACAUAGAGAAGGAUCCUUUUAAAAGUACCAUAGUUAUGGGCAAAUUACCUUGCUAGCCCAUAAAUUAUCUACAGUUAUUUAAAAAUGUGUAUAUAUAUUAUUUUUUUGUACACCGUUUUGUGCUUUUUCGAUAAUAAUCGAUUAAAAUAGAUAGUAAUCAUAAUAUGAUUGUUGCAUAGAUUUACUUCAAUUGUUGCCUUUGAAAUCAAUGAAUUGAUCCAGAUCACUUCUACUAGCAGACACGAAGCGAUUUGGACGAAAUUGGUGGAACCUCUUUUAAGACUAGAAAUCCAAAGAAUUAUAACCUCCAUUUUCAGAAAGCCAGACCACUGAAACCUUUCUAAACAUAGAAACACCACCACUGAUAGACAAGUAAGGCCACGUCCUUUCCUCAGCCCAUUUUCCCCCAAGGGCAUCUCAAUAUUACAGUCAUCUGAUCUGGUAGAGAUGUAGAGUGUUCAAUAUGAUGCUCGCUCUACCAUUUAACCAUGUUCUUUGCGAAACUCAGCUGUGAUUAUUUGGAUGUUGGUUGCCCAUUGUUUAAAAGUCCUGUGAAGCCACAGAAUUUUUUUUGUUUUUGUUUAAGUGGAUAUUUUAUUGAUGCUGUUGGCUUUACUAUGUCGAUAGUCUGUAUGCGGUACAUAAGACUGAUUCUCAGUAUUGUGCUUCCUAAGCUAUGCAUGGCAUUCUAUAACAUUUGUAUAUCAUUUAAGUCCACACACUUGUUCUAAUACUGACACGAUUGACACCUGCUACAUACAGUAACAAGUACUUCUCGAUUGAUAUGCUAUGCAUGAUGAAUGAUUAACACAGAAUAAGGCCACUCAGGUUUCUCUGGAAUGCUGAAUAUACCUCAAAUAUAUAUUUAGGUUAGUCAUAAGAACGUUUUAAAAAAAGGUUUUGUUUAUUGUAUAGAGCAUGGACCUUCAUCCAAACUAUGACUUGACACUUCCACAUCCCAAAUGUGCUUGAGGUUCAUUUUUAUUUAUUUUUUUUUUUACUCACUCUGAAGGCAAUUUCAAAAUUAUACGGUGAGUUCUUGUGCCUUGAAGGUUGUUUGAAAUUAACUUCCAAAUAAAUGACAUGUUGAGGCAAAACUACAUCAUUUCACGCAAUGUGAAUUUUCUUUCUCCGUUAUCUUGUCUGCUAAAAUGGAAUUUUCCACAUGAGGACGGUAGUGCCUGUAAGCUUUGCUUGUUUGAGGAAGUGCAUGAGUCAUGAAGAAAAUGAAGUAACUUAUUUUAACCUCCUCUGGGCGUUGCCUAUUCCUGCACACUGAAUAUUGCUGUCUUAAAAAUGAUAUGUUUUAUUUCAUUUUUUUUUAAUGAUCUAGGUUUAUUGGAACAUGCACUUAUAAGGACAGCAAAAUACGUAAAUGUGCAUCUUAAAGUAAAAGUCCACCCUGAACAACUUGCAUAUUAAUCUUUAUAAUUAACUCGAUCCUCAGUUGUGUCCAAGAUUUAUAUUAUAUUGAAAGUCUUAAGCUUCAUUGACAUUUUGCUAUAUUGUCACCUUGGUUUAAAGUUUCCUACAUUACCCACAAUGCCAUCUAACUGCCUGCUUCCAGUGGAGCCAGUGGGAUUUAGCCCUUGUUUUAUGUCUACCUGUAAAGAGUGAUUCAGCAGUGCUUUAUUCCUUUAAUCUACCCAGCUGUCUCACCUCCUCAUCUGUACACUCUGCUCAAACAGUUCAGCUUCCAAAGCUUUUAACUUUGCCAUUAAAUGCUAUACAGUGCUGCAAAAAUGUGUCCUAACACCCAGAAAUAAGUUCCGGUUUUGAAUGGGUUUUUGGUUACAUGUCUGAAAUAAGGUCUGUGGUUAAUACAAGCUCAGGAUAUAUUUGUUUUAUUCUACAACAUACAAUACACAAGUAAGACCCCACUCAUAACUUUGUUAAGCUUUUACGUGGCUUGAAAAAGGCGGUUGAUAAUGAGUGGCUAAAUGGGACUACAGAGGUUGUCGUGUCGGGGACAUUAAACGUCAUCAUGCCGAACAGGAAAACUCACUACAUCGUUGUGUUUAUACUCGUGCUCUUACAAACUAUUCCAACUCAAACUCUUCAACUUGAAGAUUUAUCAGUUUAUAGUAUUUUCGACUGUGGUGUCGUUCGUUUAUAGCCUGACUUUAGCUUUUUACUUCUGCCGAUUGUAUUUAGGCUUCAAAUUUCAUAAACGCUGUGUUCAUUUGUGAAGAUUAUCCUCACGAACAAAACGUGUAAGGAUCACAAACUUUUGUUAGUCACAGAGCUUAUUUUAUGCAAUAAUCCCAAAGUCAAUGAAAAAAUCCUAUUGGCUUGUUGUCGUGGGAACCAGGGUGAUGCUAUCUUCUGGGUUGGUCUACAAAAAUACAUCAAUUUUGCAGCACUGUAUUGUAUCUUCUUCUUUUUUUUUUUUUUUUAAUUAAUGCCAAAGUAUCAAAAAUACAAACACAUAGCAAAAAUAUAAAAAUUACAUACAAUGAAAUGAUAAUGAAAGCAAAGCAUCAUUUAUACAUACUGUAUAUGCAUACACCUACAUAUAUACAUCCACACACUCACACAUAUAACUUUACUGAAAACGUUAUUGAAAUAAAUUAAGAAGAUGACGCAAGUUUAUUGUCUUAAGAGCGUUAAGAUUCUUAGAUAAUAAAAUAUUUGGGAUGUACUGUUGGACCUUUUUUCUAAAAACAAUGAAUAAGGGAUUUUUAUGAGUGACUUUACUGUGGUGAAUGUGAAAUUUUGCAUGGAGCAGUAAUAGAUUAAUAAUAAAGUAUUCAUUAAAUUUAGCUUCUUGUAUAUUAAAGAAGCCGAACACUACAUCCUAAAAAAACCCAAAGAGAAACCCAGAAGCACAUUGCAGUUAAUCAACUUAGCUGUGUGUAAUAGCUGUGUGUGAGGACAA